AUACAUAAAAACAUCGGAAGGAAUAUACUACAUUCAUCCUCUAGAAGAUACCUCGCAACCAACAAACUUCAACGAUAGUUUUCCUCAUAAAAUAGAAAAAGUUACUCAUGGUUUCAACUUAUGGGACUUUGAAAAUGGAAAUGGUAUAGAGUUCGACGAGGAUGUCGUUAGUAAUAACGAAGGUGAACAUAGCAAACGUUCAGAGCAUCGUAUAUCGAAACGAGAAAUAGAAUAUGGAUAUUUUGAUUCUGUAGAAGAAUACGAAACUCAUACUGAAUCAGACAUUUACGGGCGUAGAACUACAAGAGAUAUCCCGAGAAUGUUAAACGAUGAUACAUUUAAAACAUUCGUUAACCAAGAAUAUUACGUGGAAGUUAUGGUAGUUGCCGAUAUGACUGUCUAUCAGUACCAUAAAAAUGAAGAGAGAUUGAAACAUUAUAUUCUCACAUUAAUGUCUCACGUGGCUCUUCUUUUCAAAGACGCAUCAAUAGGUAAUCCAAUCUCCUUAUCGGUUGUGAAAAUUUGGAUUUUGAAAGAUAUCAGUUUUGCCAGUUCAUGGUCAUCAGAAAUGCUCCAAAAAUUUUGUGAUUGGCAAAAUGUUCAAGUUCACGAUUACCCUCAUGAUGUUGCUCUUUUGUUGACAAGAGGUGCACUUUGUAAACAGCAUUCAGAUUCAUCUUGUAACCUAUUAGGGGUAGCCCAAAGAAGUUCGAUGUGCUCUUCAAAUAGUUGUGCCAUUGUUAAGGAUAAAGGUCUAUCGACCUCGUUUACUAUUGCGCAUGAACUUGGACACCUUCUUAGUAUGUCCCACGAUGACGGGGAAGAUUGUGUAAAAUUCAAUGAUAGUCCAAUCAAAGGAAUAAUGAAUAAAAUAAUGUUAAAUGACUCAGAACCGUGGACCUGGUCUUCUUGUUCCAAAAGUUUUCUAUCUCACUUUUUAGAAUCAGGAAAAUCGGAUUGCCUUCUGGAUCAACCUAGCAAAGAUCUUGUCACUGCCAAUUUUCAAAACGUAUUACCUGGGGAACAUUUCGAAGUCGAUUUACAAUGUCAACUUGAAUUUGGAAGAGGGUCUAAAGUUUGCUCUUUUAUGCCUCCUUGUGGAAGUCUGUGGUGCACAACAGAAUUAAUGGAACAGGAAGGCUGUAAAACGCAAACAAUGCCUUGGGCAGAUGGGACAUCAUGCGGACAUAACAGUUGGUGUCAUCGUGGUAAAUGUGUUGCUUUGGACAGAGGACUCCUUAAACCAUUAGCAGGCGGAUGGGGUCCUUGGCAAGCUUGGGAGCCUUGCACGAGAACUUGUGGAGGUGGUGUCAAAAUGUCGAGGAGAUCUUGUGAUUCUCCGCGGCCAGCGAAUGGAGGAAUGUACUGUAUUGGUAGAAGCGUUCGAUAUGUUUCCUGUAACACAAAACCCUGUGAUGCAAGUGCCCCCGAUUUUAGAGAACUUCAAUGUGCUGAACAUAAUAACAAAAAUAAGGGCAUUCCUGGAGUACCAGCUAAUGUAAAAUGGAUACCAAAAUAUGGAAAACAGGACGCAGAUGAUCUCUGCCGCUUGUACUGUAGAAUUCAGGGUGAUAGUAAUGAUUACAUACUGAAUGACAAAGUGAUUGAUGGAACCAAGUGUGGUCUCACCUCCUUUGGUAUAUGCGUCAAUGGAAUUUGUAGACCUGGAGGUUGCGAUAAUAAACUUGAAUCAAAAACAGAACUUGAUGCUUGUGGUGUUUGUGGUGGAGAUAACAGUACCUGCGAGGAAAUUCAGGGAUCAUUCAACGACAGUGUCUAUGGCUACAAUAGGGUGGUUAAAAUUCCAAAAGGUAGCUUAAACAUUCAUAUAUAUCAGCGCGGACAUCGGAAUUCUCAUAAAGAUGAUAAUUAUUUGGCACUAGUGGAUGGAGAAACAGGUCAUUAUAUAUUGAAUGGUAAUAGGUCUGUUUCACUGUACUUAAAAGAUAUAAUAUAUGGUGGAUUAACCAUAAGAUACUCUGGGUCAGAUUCAGUGGUCGAAGAAAUUUCGACACCUCCACGUAGGAAGUUGAAAAAAGACCUCUACGUUGAAGUUCUUUCUGCUGGAAAAGUGUGGCCACCAGAUAUUACUUACAAAUAUACAAUUAGUAAGCACAUCGUACCUAAGUUUGGCUGGAAACUGUACAAAAAGGUUUGGUCACCGUGUAAUUCAAUUUGUGGAGGUGUUCAAUACAUGCAACCAAAUUGCAUGAAUUUGACGUCAGGAUUACCUGUUUUGGACGUAUACUGUUCCGAGUUUGAAAACCAUCACUUAGUUCAAUCAAGGGAUUGCAAUACACACUGCCAAUUGGAGUGGAAUGUGGUAGCUAGGGGUCAAUGCGAUGUGCAUUGUGGACAAGGUGUUAGAACAGUUUCAUACAAUUGUAUAAAAAUUGAUACGAAUCAACCAUAUUACACUGAAAACUUCAAAGAAGUUGUUGAUGAUCAAUAUUGCAACGUUCUUCCAAAACCAGCAAAACUAGAAACUUGCCAGGGUCCUUGUAACAAACCACGAUGGGAAUAUGGAGAAUGGUCACAGUGUUCAAAAACAUGUGGAGUUGGAACGAGAACGAGAAGUGCACAUUGUAUUGACAAUCAGCGACAGGCGGUUGACAAUUCCUACUGUAGUUAUACAGAAAAGCACGUUUCCGAAUUUUGCAAUACCGACAACUGUCCAUAUUGGACUGAAGGAGGUUGGUCAUCGUGUUCAGCCACGUGCGACAAGGGUUACAAAACGCGAGAAUAUUACUGCAAUGUGGGCGGUCGUGUGAUUGCUCCAGAAGCUUGCGAUUUAUCCUCGCGACCUAACGUGACAGUUGCGUGUGAAGAACGAGCAUGCGCACGAUGGACAACAGGCAAAUGGGGCGGCUGCAGUGUUACCUGCGAUCAAGGUGUCCAAACGCGGAAGGUGUAUUGCUGGAUGUGGGGAAAGGUGGCCAGUGAGAAAAAUUGUAAAGGUUAUUUAAAGCCGAAUGGAACACGUGUAUGUGUCAAAGAUCCAUGUCCUGAAAUCGGCAGUUUUGUUGAUACCAUUAACAGUAAUGCAGGAAGAAGAAGUACCGUGAACAAGAUCCAUUCCUACCACGCUUCCAAUAAUAUUGGGGAGUACAGGUGGAUCUCAGGAGCUUGGACACAGUGUUCAAAAACAUGUGGAGGGGGUUACAUGGCCAGAGCUGUAGUUUGUAGGGAUGGAAGGGGUGAUGAAUUUGAAUCUAUGUGCGAUCGGAAUGAGAAACCUAAGGAUGAAGUGCCCUGCAAUAUGGGACCUUGUCCAGUAAAAGUGCAGCAUAGAGAUAAACCUUUGAAGAAUGAAGACAAAUGUAAUCCAAAGACAAAUCCAGGAGGCUGCGACAACAAUAAUUAUGAAUGGAAGGUUGGAAAAUGGGAUCGAUGUUCAGAAACCUGCGGGAAAGGAAGACGUAGAAGAACUGUUUCGUGCAUAGCACUUCAACAGAAUGUUGAAGUUGUCGAUUCAUUCUGUGGUCAUACGAAAAAACCAAAAACGAUUCAAAAUUGCGAGCGUUACAAUUGCGAAUAUGCGUGGAUAGAAGGACCAUGGUCGGAGUGUUCAGAGAUGUGCGGCGAUGGAAUAAAGACGAGAACGGUGACAUGCCAUAGAAUAUCUUCGAGUAGUAAUGGAUUCGUCAUCGACAGUCCAGUUCAUCCUUUAAGUUGUUAUGGAAGUCAGAAACCAAUUACAAAGCGCAUGUGUAAAGAUCGCAAUUGUAACGACAAUUAUUUCUGGACAGCCGAUCCAUGGGGAGACUGUAUGCCUUUUAAGGGUAGAAAAGGACGAAAAAUUCGAAAUCUUCAUUGUAAAAGCAGAGAUGGAAGGAAAGUUGGAAAAACAUUAUGUCCCCGCAAUUUGAAACCACGUAGAAAACAGAAAUGCCUUCUUCAUAAGUCGUGUAUUGACAUCAAAUAUGGCGAAGGUACCAAAAAAGAUGGCGAGUAUAAAAUAUGGAUCAAUAAAAAACAGAUAUCGAUUUACUGUCACCGAAUGGACACUGCUGAACCUCAAGAAUUUAUUACUUUGAAAAACGAGAAUAACUAUGCAGAAUAUUUUAACAAAAGAUUGGUAGACAUCGAAACUUGUCAAAGUAGAGAGAACUGUGACUGUACUUCCAUAGGACCCGACAGAUACGGCUUGACAAGCUUCCAAAAAGUUCGAAUCAACAUAACGACUAUGCUGAUCAUACCUAACGACUUUAGCUUCUCUUAUCAAUUGGAGGGGCGACAAAUAGAUUACGGAAGUGCUGGUGAUUGUUACAGUAUGAGUAGGACAUGUCCCCAAGGUCGCUUCUCAAUAGAUUUGAGAGACACUUCCUUCAGACUUUCCAAGAGCAUACGAUGGGUAUCGAAAGGCCAAUAUGCCAGCAUGGAAAUAGAUAAAAGCGACUACAUCGCAGUGGGCCAAUGUGGAGGCUAUUGCGGUCAGUGUGUGCCGGAUCCCUCUGUGGGAUUGCUUUUAGAAGUAACUUAGAAGUAUUUAUGAUGAUUAUUAUUAUUAUNAUAAUAGUCAUUUUUAUUCCCCUAUAAAUAUUUUUACUACAGUAAAUCAAACAAAUCAUGACAAUAUCCAAGACUGCCAGUGCAUUUUAACCAUAUAUACACAUUUACACUUUAAAUAUUCGUUAAAAAAAGAAAAUGAUCUUUUUUACUGCCAGAUAUUAGCUGCCCCCUUUUUAUUAUUACAUAAUAUGUAAAAUUUACCUUACAGUAUUUUUUUUAUUAAAUAAAUAAAUCGACGACGGUUUUAAUAAUGAUGACGAUCAUUAUUAUUAUUAGAUAAUAUUAAUUAUUACGUAAACCUUUUGGGUGCAAAUUAGUUUCGUGUGUUGUACUUCGUGUUGGCUUUUCAGAGGUCGAAUAAGUCUGCUAAAAACGUACAAAUAGUAGCUUGUAAAAAUAUAGCGUUUUGUAAAUAAUAAUAAUAAUAAUAGAUAAAUGGAUACAUAAGUACGCAUGUUUGUAUUCAUAACUGACCGUUUAGUUUCAAUACUUUUUUAUUUUUCACUUAACACCGUAAUAAACUGAUAAGAAGACAAAAUGCAAAUCUGACAGUGGUCAUCAUUGACGUGUAACAUCUAACAUCGGUAUCGAGCAAACUGGUAAUUUCAGAACAUAGGGCGCCUAGAAAUAUAUCGUGUUUUUCAAAACCAAGGUCACAGAUCAAUUGAUUAUCGAUUAUCAGCCGUGUUUCUUUCUCUCUUUUUCUCCGCCUCUUCAAGCGCCAAUUGCAGGCUGCCUAGCAACAUAUCGUGCUCUUCAAAACCAAGGUCAUCAAUCGAUUGGUUGUCAGCUGUGGUUUUCUUAUCUCUUUUUCUCUCCACCUCUUCUAGCGCCAACUACAGGCAGCGUAGCAAUAUAUCGUGUUCUUCAAAACCAAGGUCACCGAUCCAUUGGUUGACAGCUGUGUUCUCUUUCUUUCUUUUUUUUUUCUGCCCCCUCAAGCGCCAAUUGCAGGAAGCCUAGCAAUAUAUCGUGUUAUUCAAAAUCAAGGUCACGGAUCGAUUUGUUUUCUUUCUCUUUUUUUUGUCUCCACCUCUUCAAGCGCCAACUGCAGACAUUAUCGAUUGAAUAGCACGCGCUUCUUUUGCUCCCUACUUCCGGUUACGCGUUUUAGUUGCAUUCACGAAAUGGCUCCCAUGGACCCACAGAUGUACUACCGAGCGGCAAGAUGCUACUCAUCAAAACACAAGCAAAAUACAAAUGUUUCACAUAUAAAAUCGGUACUUUUUCUAUUUUAGUAGGUAAUGUCUAAAUAUGAGUUGUACCCAUGUGUUAAUAUUUUAAAAAUUGGGAUGUGCCUAUUGAUACAUACAGUACGUGUAUACAAUUCGCUAUUUAUACAUGCAACAUGUAUGCGCAAUACUUAGUAUCAUAAGGUUUAUAGUAGGAGAAGACAACACUCUAUUAUAUAUUCUAAAAAUACCUUCAUUUAAAGUAUCUUCAUACUAUCACCACGUAUUUGGCUUGUGUAUACUCUCGAAAUACACAGUAUAAAGGUGUUCUAUACAGUAGACUUCCUAGACACACACAUACUUCAUCCUCCUGAUGACACUUCACCACCUUAUUACCGAAUUCCCCGCUGAAGAAGGCCUGUCUUUGUGAAGUCACAAUACAGAUUUAGCGCUUAUUGGAAUGAUUUACGAUCUCCUGCAAACUACGCCGACAUUUUAGAUCAAAUCAAAGAAGUGACCCCACUGUAUAGAAUAUCAUUAUACCGAUGUGCUUUAGAGGCUGUCCGUGACCAUUUUAAAAAUAAACUUAAGAAUAAAAUGACAGAUGGUAACAUGCUAAAAAACUGACGCCCAAUAAUAGUUAUUUAUUAUUUAUUGUAGGAUUAUUUUAUAUUUAUUUGAACUCGUCAGGUUGUUUAUUUUUAAAUUAAUUAUGAACCCUUUGUUAAGAAUUAAAAGAUAUGUUGUUUUGUACGUAACUUUAUAAAUUAUUUUUAUUACAGCUGAAAUUUUUUAUAUUAUUAUUUGAUGUUGUAUAGCUUGACGUGUAAAAUAUGUUUAACCAAUCGACUAUUUAAUAAUUAUUUAUCGAUAAAAGCAACCUCUUGCAUAUACUCGAGUCACAUAAACAUUUUUAUUAAAUUGUAAUUUUGUCUUUCUACCUAUAUUUAUUAACGCUGCCAUAUUUUUAUUGUAAUAGUAUAGUAUUACUUUAGGUACAUAUAUUUUUUUUUUCAAACGCCUUUAUCUAUUUUAACUUUUAAAAAAUCAAUUUUUCAUUUGUAUUAUUUUUUUUGCUGCAUGUAUUAUUGUGUACACUGCCACAGUUACCUUCUGUAAUAAAAAUAUAC
Molecule: messenger RNA, 6814 nt
Organism: Agrilus planipennis (emerald ash borer)
Lineage: Eukaryota; Metazoa; Arthropoda; Insecta; Coleoptera; Buprestidae
Product: A disintegrin and metalloproteinase with thrombospondin motifs 9-like
Exons: 27
Coding region: 320-4483 (1387 amino acids)
Biological process (GO): extracellular matrix organization; proteolysis
Cellular component (GO): extracellular matrix
Molecular function (GO): metalloendopeptidase activity; zinc ion binding
Source: RefSeq, a predicted model, not a curated record